AUGACCGAGGGCAACCACAGCGUGGUGACCCAGUUCAUCCUCCUGGGACUGACGGAUCGGCAGGAGCUGCAGAUGCCCCUUUUCGCGUUGCUCCUGGUGUCCUAUGUUCUGACGCUGGUGGGGAAUCUUGGGAUGAUUGUGCUGAUCAAGGUGGACCCCCAACUCCAUACCCCCAUGUACUUCUUCCUGAGUAACCUCUCCAUCGUUGAUCUCUGCUACUCCUCGGUCUUCACGCCCAGGAUGCUGGGGAGCCUCCUAGCGGGGAGUAAAAGCAUUUCUUACUCGGCCUGCCUCGCCCAACACUUCUCUUUUGUCGUGUUGGUCACCACCGAAGGGUUCCUGCUGGCCGCCAUGGCGUACGACCGCUACGUAGCCAUCUGUCACCCCCUGCAUUACGCUACUGUCAUGUCUAAGAAAGUCUGUGUUCUUCUAGUGACCAGCUCCUACGCAGGGGGGCUCGUGAAUUCACUGACGCACACCGGCGGCUUGCUGCAGCUGUGGUUCUGCGGGCCCAACACCAUCGACCAUUACUUUUGCGACACGAACCCCUUGCUGAAGCUGGCCUGCUCUGAGAAGCACGUGCAGGAGAUGCUGCUGGUAACGUUCUCUGGGGUGAUUGCCUUAUCCACCCUCCUGACUGUCGUCAUCUCUUAUCUGUGCAUCCUCCUCUCUAUCCUGAGGAUCCGCUCCGCCGAGGGCAGGCGCAAAGCCCUCUCCACCUGCGCCUCCCACCUGACCGUCGUCACCAUGUUCUAUGGGCCCGUGAGCUUAAGCCACAUACAGCCCGGUGCCAGCUACUCCCUGGCGCAGGAGAAAGUCUCUUCCGUGUUUUAUACUCUGGUGGUCCCCAUGCUGAACCCCCUGAUCUACAGCCUGAGGAACAAGUUGGUUAAAGAUGCGCUGAGCAGGGUGCUAGACUGGAAACGCGUCCCCAGCUAAUUCAUUCACCAGGACAAUUCUAGCCAAUGGGGAAGAACAGUGGGAAGAAGGGUGGGACUAUAGGUUGUGUGGUCCAAAUGUUGUACAGGAAUGAAAGAAAAUGCAAAAAGCAGAUGUAGCAAAUGGUAAUUGCUUGAGAGGAACAAUGUUAUCUAGUGUCAUAAGAACAUCUGAAUGGCC
This is a messenger RNA of Pelodiscus sinensis (Chinese soft-shelled turtle), 1119 nucleotides long. Its product is annotated as olfactory receptor 5J3-like. The record is from RefSeq and is a predicted model, not a curated record. NCBI's taxonomy places the organism in Eukaryota, Metazoa, Chordata, Testudines, Trionychidae. Gene Ontology annotation, cellular component: membrane. Gene Ontology annotation, biological process: G protein-coupled receptor signaling pathway. Gene Ontology annotation, molecular function: G protein-coupled receptor activity; olfactory receptor activity.